AUGAUGGGGCGCGGGGGGGCCGCGGAUCGAUGGCAGCACCUGGCGCAAUCCGCGCACCAGCCCCACGCGCCCAAUGGCUUCUCUUCCGCAGGCGCUGCCGCCGCCGCCGCUGCCGCUGCAGCAGCAGGUGGUGCGGGUGGUGGUGGCACGGGAGGCACGGCGGCCGGGAUUCCUGCGUUCGGCCCGUCCCACGCGCAGCAGGCGCAGGCGCAGGCGCAGGCGCAGGCGCAGGCGCAGGGUAGCCUCUUCGAGCGGUUCUGCUCGCCAGGACCCGCUGCGACGGGGUUCCGGCAGGCGUUCGUGAACGACGUGUGGGGCAAGGUGCAGCGGGAGCGCAUGGACGAGCAGGCGGAGGGGCGGCGGAGGGACCGCGAGCGGAAAGAGGCGGAGGUGGCGGAGCGGAAGCGCGUGGCGAAGGCGGGUAGGGAGGCGGAGAGGGAGCGGAAAAAGGCGGCUGCUGCUGAGAAGGCGGCGGCGGUUGCUGCGGCGGCUGUGGCGGCCAUGGGGGCGGGCGCGGGGAGGGAAGGCGGAGGCGGACAGCCGAAGGGGAAGGCGGGUGAGGAGGUGGGCGGAGAGGGGAUGGGCGCACCUGGUGGAAGGGCGGAAGGGGUGGAAGACGUGGGAGGAGAAGGGCGGAGCACGAGAAAGAGACAGAGGGGGAAGGAGGAUGUGCUACCAGACGAUAUGACUGCUGCUGUGCAUGCCGCCAUGGCUGCCGCGCGCGCUGCUCUUGGGACGGGCGGGAUGGAUGGCGUGGGGGAACGCGGAGGGCAUGAGGCGGAGGGGGAGAUGGAGGGCGCGGGGAGACAGGCGAAGAGGACUCGCAGGGAGGAGGAUCAGCCAACGGUUAUCAAUCUGGAUUCAGAUGGGCCAGCUGAAAUGGAGGUGGAUGUGAUAGAGGUUGCUGCGGCUGCUGCGGCUGCGGUGAGAAGCAAGGAGGCCAGUGGGGAGGGCGGGGGUGCGACUGCUGCUGCUGCCGCUGCUGCUGCCAGGGGUGCUGCUAAUGGUGUGAAUGGGGUGGUGGAUGAGAAGGGCGGGCAGAAAGAUGGGAAGUCGGAGGGUGAUGAGGAGGAGGGAAUGGAAGUGGCGGAUCCGGAUUUCUACUGCUUUGACAACGACCGCGAGGAGAGCGUGCAAGAAGGGCAGGUGUGGGCCCUAUAUGACGACCGAGACGGCUUGCCGCGUUUCUACGCGCUCGUGCAAAAGGUUUCCCAUCGCCCCGCCUUCAAGUGCCGCCUGCAGUGGCUCACGCCCCUCCCCUCCUCCUCCCGCCGCUCCGCCUCCUCCUCCCUCGUGCCCCCAUGCGGGUGGUUCCGCCUGGUUACCCGAGCCAAAACAAUGGAUAGCAUCAACGUCUUUUCCUGCCGCUUGCCAGGGGUGAAUCUUCACCCGAACUUUCCUCUCGCUGUGUUUCCGCAGCCGGGGCAGGUCUGGGCGGUGUUUACUGACCGGGUGCUGCAGCAGCAGCGGCGGAAUGGGACAGGUUUGGGGGGAGGUUCGGGGGAGGGGUUGGAGAGGUAUGAUGUGGUGCAGGUGGCACGGGAAGGGGAGGUGAAGGGGGGGUUGGCGGCGGUGGUGGGAGCGGCGGGGUUGAUUGGGCUGCCUGAGAGGCCGGAGGAUGGGGUGAGAGGGCAGUUGGUGGUGUGGCUGCUGCAGCGCAUGCAAGGAUACACGAGCAUCUUCCAGCGCACGAGCGAGUGUCUGGCAGUGGACGUAACAGUCUUCUCUCACUUCGUCCCCACGUACAUCUGCAAGGGCAACGAGGCCAACUCCAAGGGACUCCCCUCCCCGCCUCCAGGAGCCAUGGAGCUUGACCCGGCCGCCAUCCCUCCUGUCAUGUCACCCAUUCACACUUGA
Molecule: messenger RNA, 1857 nt
Organism: Closterium sp. NIES-65
Lineage: Eukaryota; Viridiplantae; Streptophyta; Zygnematophyceae; Desmidiales; Closteriaceae
Source: the annotation of a GenBank genome assembly